GAGUUUUAGAUGGAGGGGAUCGAGCAGAGAAGAAGAGAAGAAAUGGAAGAAUACCCAGAAGAGUGGCGAACACCACCAGUGAGUUUAGUAUCACUGGUUGGUUGGUCAGAGCAUCAUCAUCUCAUCUCAACACACUUGCUCUCUCAUCAACCACCAAUCAACACCUUAGCCUUACCUGAUUUAUCUAAAUUAUUACUCUUAUUACCCAAAUCCAAUAAACCCCCUCUUGACUCAUCUCCCCAACAAGGAGGCAUUCUCAAAAGAGAUUGGCUCAUCAAGCAUCGCACUCGAAUACCUUCCGUAGUUGCCCCUCUUUUUUCUUCCGAUCAGGUCUCUGGAGAUCCCACCCAGUGGCUUCAGGUCUGCUCCGAUCUCGACAACCUCAAGGCCGUUAUUCGUCCCAGGAACAUUAAAUUCCUUGUUGUUAUUAUCGUCAAAGAUGGAGAUGAUAUCAAUGAAGAUCGUUUUAUUGCUCUCCGUAAGCGUGCUGAAUUAGAUGCCAAAUACAUUCUUACUUUCAAUCCUAAUGAUGCUUCUCAAUUGCGACAUUCUCUUAACAGGCUGGGGAGCACGUUUGCAGAAAUGGCAAUUACUUAUUACAGAGAUGAAGGAAAGAGGAUCAAAACGCGAGUCGAAAAGAAGAGCAUCAAUUCUAUUGAUUUCAAUAUUCGUCAUUGCUUCAAAGCUGCUGUAUAUGCAGAGUUUCGAAGAGAUUGGGCUGAAGCUUUGAGGUUAUACGAGGAUGCCUAUCAUAUACUGCGGGAGAUGAUUGGGACAUCAACAAGGUUGCCUCCAAUUCAACGCUUGGUCGAGAUAAAAACUGUGGCUGAGCAAUUGCAUUUUAAAAUAUCAAAUUUGUUAUUGCAUGGUGGAAAGGUCAAAGAAGCAGUUACAUGGUUCCGUCAGCACAAUAAUUCUUACAGAAAGCUUGUUGGAGCACCAGAAGUUGUCUUCCUUCACUGGGAAUGGAUGAGCAGACAAUUUUUGGUGUUUGGUGAAUUGCUGGAGACAAGCUCUGUUUCGAUUCAAAACAUUUCAUCUCUAGUUUCAGGCGGUACAGACAGACCUUUGACUGAGUGGGAACUUCAUCCAUCUUAUUAUUAUCAGUUAGCUGCAAAUUACUUGAAGGAGAAGAGAUCAUCUUUGGAACUUGCUCUGUCAAUGUCAGAAACUUCUAAUGAGAUUGAUACCAGUGCUGAAUCCGUUGUACCUUCACUUUAUGUGGGUCAAUUUGCUCAAUUACUUGAGCAAGGGGAUUCUGCUACUAUGAAACCUCUUACAGAUGAAGAGUACACCCACUACGCUAUUGCAGAAGGGAAACGAUUUCAAGAUUCCUUUGAAAUUAUUGCUUUGCUCAAAAAAUCUUGUGAAUCAUAUGGUAAUCUCAAAGCCUGUAGGAUGGGUUCCUUUUGUGCAUUCCAGAUGGCAACUGAGUAUUUUGCAGUGGGGGAUUUCAGCAAUGCAAAACAGCUUUUUGAUGGUGUUGCAAGUCAAUAUAGACAGGAGGGAUGGGUUACUUUGUUGUGGGAGGUAUUGGGUUACCUGCGAGACUGCUCUAAGAAACAAGGCGCUGUGAGAGAUUUUGUUGAAUACUCCCUUGAAAUGGCUGCACUGCCAGUAUCAUCUGGUACCGAUGCCAAGCCUUUCAGAUUUAAAGAAUGUAGCCCAGCUGGUCCCCCAAGUUUCUCACAGAGAGAAGUCAUACACAAAGAAGUUUUUGGGCUUGUCAGCAGGGAAGCAGGGUCAGCAUCAGUUGAAGACGAUAAUGAUAUCAAAAUAACAGGAGAUACUCCACUUCAUCUUGAGAUUGAUCACGUCAGUCCCCUUAGAGUAGUACUUCUUGCUUCAGUUGCUUUUCAUGAACAAAUAGUUAAGCCUGGUGUAUCCACAUUAAUUACAGUGUCACUUCUAUCACAAUUACCCCAUACUGUUGAGAUCGAUCAAUUAGAAGUUCAGUUCAAUCAAUCUGAGUGUAAUUUUGUCAUCAUGAAUGCUCAAAAACCUUCAUUAGCUGCAAUGACUGAUGGGGAACAGGGUCAUCAAGUAGAGAGUGCUCCUCUUGUACUUGCCACAAAUAAAUGGUUGCGGUUGACAUAUGGUGUCAAAUCUGAGAAAAGUGGAAAGCUUGAAUGUGUCUCUGUAAUUGCAAAAAUGGGACCCCACUUCACUAUCUGUUGCAGAGCUGAAAGUCCUGCUUCAAUGGAUGAUUUGCCUCUUUGGAAGUAUGAAGAUCGCGUGGAAACUUUUCCAACCAAGGAUCCUGCUAUAGCAUUCUCCGGUCAGAAGGCUAUACAGGUUGAAGAACCAGAGCCACUGGUAGAUCUUAAUUUAGGUGCUUCUGGCCCUGCUUUUAUCGGAGAGAGCUUCAUGGUACCUGUUACAGUGGCCUCCAGAGGCCAUGACAUCUACUCUGCUGAGUUAAAGAUCAAUCUGGUGGACGUAAAAGGAGGUGGUUUGUUUAGUCCAAGGGAAACAGAGCCGUCCUCUAUGGAUAGUCAUCAUGUUGAGCUUAUUGGCAUUGUUGGGACAGAAGGGGAAGAUGAAUCUCAGUUGGGUUCUGAAAAAAUUGAGAAAAUUCAGCAAUCCUUUGGAUUGGUUUCUGUUCCAUUUCUGAAGAAUGGAGACUCAUGGUCUUGCAAAUUAGAAAUCCGUGACAGACCCAAACCAGUUAUGCUUUUCGUGUCUUUAGGCUAUUACCCACUUCGCGAUGAGUCGGCCGCAAGAAGGUCAACAUCCACAAGAGCUGCAAAUUGAAGGAAUAAGUGCCAUGCAAUAAGCCAUCGCUUUAUGCUGCCUUUCGCCGGGACCCCUGUUACUCUCAAGGAUCAAGCCGGUCAAGGUUUGAGCAAUCGGCA
Molecule: messenger RNA, 2855 nt
Organism: Pistacia vera
Lineage: Eukaryota; Viridiplantae; Streptophyta; Magnoliopsida; Sapindales; Anacardiaceae
Product: trafficking protein particle complex subunit 11-like
Source: RefSeq, a predicted model, not a curated record